Molecule: messenger RNA, 354 nt
Organism: Rangifer tarandus platyrhynchus (Svalbard reindeer)
Lineage: Eukaryota; Metazoa; Chordata; Mammalia; Artiodactyla; Cervidae
Source: the annotation of a GenBank genome assembly
AUGGUCAGCAGAUGGCCGCGCAUCGGGUCCUCCCUUCAUGUCCUGCGCGACUCGCGGCUCUUAGCGCCCGCAGUGGUGCGGGCCAAGGACGAAUUCCGGAGGAGCGCUGCAGAGUCUCGGGGAUCGGGUGUGGGAAAGGCUGCGGCUGCCAGCCCGCCCUCCGGAGCAGCCGCAUCGAGAACCGAGCGCUCAGGCUCCUCCCUGCUCUUCGCCGCCCGCACCCCCUCGACCUCAGGUCGGGAGGCCUGUCCUCCACGCCUUUCUCCUCUUGAGCCCACCUCUUUGCUCCUUGCCACUGUGGUCGCUCUAAUAAGGGCUUUUCUUUUUCCGCGCCUUUCUGAAAUCGCCUCCUGA